CCUCUCGAUCAAGAGAUUACACCAGCCUUACUUCUUCCUUGGGCGCGCGCUACCAUUUCCAAAGGCGCGUCGGCGGAUCAAAACCCUCGGGCCAUGGAUCGUGAAGGAAGCAGAUGGAGGAAGAUCCAAAUCCAGCUGAAUCGAUUCAUGGAGAAGAAUGCAGGAGAGUUCCUCAGCAGUUCUCGAACGCGAAAGAGGAGGAAGCAUUCAAGAAAAAAGUAAUAUAGGCAGAGACAGAUAGAAGGGAGCUGGAACGAGAGAGAAACGUUGCUCUCCCAGGCCACAUCCUCAUCCAGAUAGGCAAAUCUUCAACCUCUUGAAGCUGAAGAAUUAAGAACCAACCAAAGUUUGAACCUCUGUUGCUCUCAUGGCUUCUGCUCUGAGCUCUUCAAAUGCUCUCAGCGUCUCAACCGGUCUCUACUCAAAGCCCGAUUCAAAAACCUUGAAGCCCACCGUUACCGUCCAUGCCAAAACACAAUCCAUCGAGAGCCAAAGCCCAAACGAGGGAUCGAAGAAAGCAAACAGGUUCAGUUUCAAUUUCAGCAAGAUUCCAGAUGCAAAAUCUCUUAUUCCGGUGGUCACAUCUUCUUCAACGUCGCUGUUCGCCAGCCCGAGAAGAAAGGAUCCCAACACAGUUUUUGUUGCGGGCGCUACGGGUCAAUCUGGUACCCGCAUUGCUCAGACGCUACUCCGGCAAGGAUUUGCAGUCAGGGCUGGAGUGCCAGAGCUCAGCGCUGCCCAGGAGCUCGCUCGUCUCGCUUCAACCUACAAGAUCAUAUCACCAGCAGAGUCCAAGCGCCUAAACGCUGUUGAAUCCACAUUCGACGACCCAGAAGCCAUCGCCAAGGCCAUUGGCCCAGCCACAAAAGUCGUCAUCACCAUCGGCUCCGGUGAGAACGGGCCCACAACUGAUGUCACCACCAACGAUGCCCUCCAGGUCAUCAAGGCCGCAGAGCUGGCAGGCGUAGGACACGUGGCAGUGGUCUACGAUUCCGUUGGGGCCACCAUCUCAGGCCCAUCAUCAACUUAUAAUGUGCUGGAUGGAAUUACGUCAUUUUUUUCGAAUUUUUCGAGUCUGUUUUCGGGAGCUAAACAGUUGAGCAUCGGAGAGUUUUUGUCCAAAGCGGUGGAAACGGAUGUGAGUUACACGCUGAUAAAGGCUGCACUUACCGAGGAUUAUUCUGAUGAGAGUUCUCAUGGGAUUGUGGUGUCCAAAGAGGGAACAAUUAUUGAGUCCAAGGUGGCCAAGUCUCAGAUUGCGAAGCUGGUAGCCGAUGUUUUCUCCAAUACGGAAGUUGCCGAAAACAAGGUUGUUGAAGUUUCGACAAGUCCAUCAGCAACCUCAAAAUCUGUAGCCGAGCUUUUCAGCGCGAUACCUGAGGAUGGAAGAAGAAAAGCAUACGCAGAAGCUAUGGCGAAAGCAAAGGUAGAAGAAGAAGCUCUUAUUGCUUCGAAAAAAGCUCGAGAAGCAACAGAGGCCGCUAAAAAGCUCGAGAAAGAAGUGAAAAAACUCUCAGAUAAAGAAGCAGAAGCUGCGACUCUCGUCGAUGAAGCUAAAGCAAAGGCAGAAGCAGCAGGAUUUUCAUUAGACAACCUUUUAACAAAAGCCAAGGACUUGAGCUCUUCUGCUGGUGACUUCUCUUUUGAAAAAUUGAGCUCUCAAAUUUCAACCGCGGUUUCUCAAAAGGCUGAUAAGGGAGAUGAUGAACUAAAAAUUCAGAUUGCUACUGUUCGAGGCCGAACCAAGGCCCGGAGUUUGUUACCUCAAAAAGCCGUUGUAAAAAAGGCGACCUUUAAUGCAAAACCCAAGGAGCCAGAGCCCAAGUCAAAGCCCAAUAAGGAAGAGGAGAAGGUGGAGGUGAGGAAUCUGUUUGGUGGGCUUUUUAAGCAGGAGACCAUUUAUAUAGAUGAUGAUUGAGAAAUUACUGCCGGUUAUUUGUAUGCACCUCAAGUCCAGAACAAGACAACGAUUGAGGCAUUUAUUGUUUCUCUGAAUUUAUUUUGAGUUAAAAAUCUCAUUUACCAUGAAAUGUUUCUUUCAAGCUUAGUGGCAUGAGUAUUGUGUUUGGCUUCUUUUACUUCCUUUUAUAUAUGUUGCAUUGGUGA
Molecule: messenger RNA, 2106 nt
Organism: Asparagus officinalis (garden asparagus)
Lineage: Eukaryota; Viridiplantae; Streptophyta; Magnoliopsida; Asparagales; Asparagaceae
Product: protein plastid transcriptionally active 16, chloroplastic
Exons: 9
Coding region: 368-1918 (516 amino acids)
Source: RefSeq, a predicted model, not a curated record